Pyrus x bretschneideri (Chinese white pear) is the source of this 1348-nucleotide messenger RNA. RefSeq names its product probable inactive shikimate kinase like 1, chloroplastic. Lineage: Eukaryota; Viridiplantae; Streptophyta; Magnoliopsida; Rosales; Rosaceae. Gene Ontology annotation, cellular component: chloroplast. The record is from RefSeq and is a predicted model, not a curated record.
UCCAAGCACCUGCACCUUCUCCUCCUCAUCGUAGCUACUGGGCUGGGCGGAUAAGGUAAUGACAGUUUGUUAACAGUUAUAUCGGUACCAAUACAGAGGAAGCAAAAAAGCCGUAAGCCGUGAGCCGCCGCCGUUUUGUUGUAAAUUGUAGAAAUGGAGAUAACAAGGAGCCUUCUACUCCAUUCGUCUUGCUCCAAGCUUCCACUCCGCACUCCCUCCCGCCGCUCUCAAGCUCCGGCUUCCACUUUCUCAAUUCCGACUACGUCUCGCACCCUCUUCCGAAAACCUCUCGCCGCCUCAUGCUUCGCCUCCGACUGCGGCGAUUCCAGCUCGGCAGCCAAGGUUUCUGUAGCUGACCCCUCUUCGGUAGUGAAGAACAAGGCAAUAGAUAUAACCCCUGAGCUGAAAGGAACUUCCAUAUUUCUUGUGGGCAUGAAGAGCUCCAUGAAAACCAGUUUGGGGAAGCUCCUAGCCAAUGUGUUGCGGUAUUAUUACUUUGACAGUGAUAGUUUGGUUGAGGAAGCUGCUGGCGGUGAAUCUGCUGCCAAAUUGCUUAGGGAGACUGACAAAUGGUUUUCGGAAUCUGAGACUGAAGUAUUGAAGCAAUUAUCAUCCAUGGGUCGAUUGGUGGUUUGUGCUGGAGAUGGUGCAGUUCAGAGUUCAACUAAUCUGGCUCUUCUGAGAUAUGGAAUCUCUAUAUGGAUUGAUGUACCUGUAGACUUGGUGGCCAGGGGCAUGAUCGAAGAUCAAAGUCAGCUUCCUGCACUCAACGUAUCUGCUUCAGCAUCUUAUCCAGAGGUUUUGACUCACCUAAGUACUUUGUAUGAAGAAGUCAGAGGUGGAUAUGAAACAGCUGAUGCAACCGUUUCCAUUGAAAAACUAGCUUAUCAAUUAGGUUAUGAUGAUUUUGGUGAUGUAACCACAGAAGACGUGGCAUUGGAGGUUCUGAAGGAGAUAGAGAAACUGACCAGAGUAAAGAAGAUGAUGGAAGCGGCGGCAAGACCAUUUUAACAGUCCGGCGGUGCAGAGCCCCAUUUUCAGCAGUUGGAACUAGUUUCUGCUGUAAUACCAAAUUCUGGGGAUGGCACCCUGAGGCUUUGUGCAUGUCGUGUGUUGGCUACAAUUCUGUGUUUGUUUUCCUCAACCAAAACGGCGCAUUGGCAUUAGCAAGUCUCAUGAAUUGAAAGGCUGGGAAUUCAUUCCCGAGAAAUUGGAACACUUUGAUGGAACGAGAUGUGUUUGUAAGGGUACUAUUUUCAAGUUUCAACGCACCUUUUUUACCUUGUGGACGCUCCGCUCUUGUUGAUUUUACUUUAAUUAUUUAAUCUAAAGGCUUAAUAAACUAGAA